Molecule: messenger RNA, 672 nt
Organism: Enterobius vermicularis (human pinworm)
Lineage: Eukaryota; Metazoa; Nematoda; Chromadorea; Rhabditida; Oxyuridae
Source: the annotation of a GenBank genome assembly
AUGGCAGAUGCAGGAUUUUAUCGUGGGACAAGCAGUGAACAAGACAGUCGUUUUACGGACAAGGAGCGGAAACUGCUGAAGCAGAUGAGAUUCGAUGGAGCGCUGGAUCAAAAGAUCUGCAUGGAGCGAAUCAAUCUGGACGUUGUGAAGCCAUGGAUAACUGCCAAAUUAAAUGAAAUUUUGGGAAUCGAAGAUGAUGUAGUUAUCGAAUACGUAUUCAGCCAGCUUGAGGAAAAGACUAUCAAUCCGAAGGUGAUGCAGAUUAACCUGACCGGCUUUUUAAAUGCUCGGCGUGCUAGGGAAUUUAUGGGAGAGCUUUGGAGCAUCUUAUUAGAAGCACAAAACAGUCAAGAUGGGAUCCCUGCAUCUUUUGUUGAAAAGAAAAUGAAGGAGUUGCAAGAGAAGGUAUCUUAUUAUUCAUUUGCUCUUAUGAGGGAAAAUCAGGGUGACGAUCGACGCCAAGAUCGCAAGGAUUCGGAAGGCGGUCGUGAUUAUGAAAGAAGCGAAAGGGAGGGAAGAGAAAGAGAGAGGAGAAAUCGAGAUCGUGACCGAGAAGAUCGAAGGAAUGAAAGAGAUAGAGACGCUCAUUACAGCAGUAAGCGUAGUGAAAGAACCCAUGAAGAAAGUCGAACGCGUGAAAAAGACCGAGAUGAUGUAAAAGGUACGGUGUAA